Molecule: messenger RNA, 1776 nt
Organism: Talaromyces marneffei
Lineage: Eukaryota; Fungi; Ascomycota; Eurotiomycetes; Eurotiales; Trichocomaceae
Exons: 6
Coding region: 1-1776 (591 amino acids)
Biological process (GO): protein phosphorylation
Molecular function (GO): ATP binding; protein kinase activity
Source: RefSeq, a predicted model, not a curated record
AUGGCGUCCGACGGCGAUAUGGCUAGUCGCUACCAGGUGAUGGAAGAGCUAGGCAGUGGGAGCUUUGGCACUGUCUACAAGGGCAUCGAGAAGGCGACUGGGGAGAUUGUGGCCAUUAAACAUAUUGACCUCGAGUCAAGCGAAGACGAUAUUGCCGAGAUCCAACAAGAAAUAUCGGUCCUGGCCGCUUGUGCCAGCCCAUACGUUACCCAGUACAAAGCUAGUUUUCUCCGCGGUCACAAAUUAUGGAUUGUAAUGGAAUAUCUCGGUGGUGGUUCUUGUUUGGAUCUGAUGAAACCCGGAAACUUCAGUGAAGCGCACAUCGCUAUUGUCUGCCGUGAACUCUUGCUAGGAUUGGACUAUCUUCACCGCGAAGGGAAGAUACAUCGGGAUAUCAAAGCAGCCAAUGUCCUUCUCUCUGAAUCCGGAAAGGUCAAGUUGGCGGACUUCGGUGUGGCAGCACAACUGUCCAAUAUCAAAUCGCAAAGGAACACAUUUGUCGGCACUCCUUUCUGGAUGGCUCCGGAAGUGAUUCAGCAGGCUGGGUACGACUUCAAGGCAGAUAUCUGGUCAUUGGGCAUAACUGCAAUGGAGCUCGCAAACGGAGAGCCGCCCCAUGCUAGCACCCACCCGAUGAAAGUCCUCUUCCACAUCCCCAAAGCUCCGGCUCCGCGUCUUGAAGGCAAUGAAUUUAGUCAAACAUUUAAGGACUUUGUUGCACAAUGCCUAGUGAAGGAUCCCGAUCGACGAUACACUGCAAAGGAACUGUUAAAACACAAAUUCGUCUGCAACGCAGGGAAAACGGAAGCUCUACAAGAGCUUAUUCAACGAAAGCAAGAUUAUGACAAUGGCAAGGGAUACCCAGAUGAUACAAGAUACUACGCCGAGACUCUGACCACAUUCUCCUCAAAUGAGGAAGAUGACGAUGGGUGGGUGUUUGACACAGUCAAGGCACCAACGGUCAAGAGACCAGUAAUUGCCGAGGACUUUUGCGAAGACCCAUUCGUCAAGGAAGAAGAGAUGAAAUCUAUGCCGAAACCUGUCGCCAAUUCCACCGUGAGACGAACACCAGUCGCCGAACGAUCCCCAUCUGUCAAACGAUCGAAUACGAAGCGACGAUCCAGCGGCGUCAAACACCCACUUGGUCUCAACUUGAGUUACGGAAACAGUCCAUCUACAGUUCGCCAGUUCCGCCGGGUCUCUGACAAAGGAAACAAUGGAAACAAUGAUCAGGCGCACCACUAUAACUAUCCUCCAGGAUUAGAUGAAAAUGUGGUGGCCAAAACAUUAUUCACUGAUCCCGUCCCCAAUAGCAAGGAGGCCCAGUUGGGACGAAGGGCAUAUAGUCGAGGUAUUGGCCUCGCUUGCCAGGAGAUAUUGGCCAACACUGGAGACCAGGAGAAACGAGAGGCAAUCUCUCGGUUGGCAGAGGCGUUUAGUGAUCUUGAAAUGGUUGAUCCGGAAGGAUUAUAUCAUAUCCUCAAGCUCUCUAACGAGAAGAUGAGAGCCGACUCCAAACUCUCCGCUCUACUACCCGAACCGACGCCGACAACUCCCCAGAAGCAAAAACUCGUUUUAGCGCAAAACAAUCCUCACCUCAAGAGCCACCGUCGCCGGCAAUCAGAACAAAUCCAGAUUGAACAAAAAGGCAGCCCCCAGUUGUCAAGCAGCAUGCCCGGACAGCAUGUUCCAGGCAUGGAGCAUACAAAACAACUCGCCGAUGUUCUCUAUCAACGAUGGAGCGAAGGUCUCCGCAACCGAUGGCCGGCCAUCUAA